AUGCCCGAAGAAGUGCUACCCUACCACAAAGAAGAGAAGAGACUGGCGGCAUCUGAGUACGAGAAAUACGACCCUAUACGCGAACGUUUCAGUUACGUGAUCGCGCUCCAGGUAUUUCUACUGUACAUAAUCUACAUCUAUUACGAUCACAUUAACGAGUACCAUCCGCUAUUGGCUGGGGCUCUUCUGGGGGCACAAACGUCAUGUCUGGCACAGUCGUUGAACCAAUUUUACCAACGCACAAUCAGUCUAUCUAAGCAUAUCAAAUUUUACGUUUACGGAAUAUUCAACGGAGCAGCUACCACUUUAUGGAUUAGGUUGCUAGUGUCCAAGGUGGACACUAAACUCAUGAGAUUUGUAUACGAUCAGACAUUCGGUGGCCUCAUGUUUCAGUUCUUGUUCAUCUUGUAUAACUGUAUCUGGGAACGGCAGGACCUUUACACCCAUUUACGAACAACAUAUAUCCAGUCGCUCAAAUACUACUACAUGAUGUGGCCGUUCGUGUCGUAUCUAUGCUUUUUCCAUAUGCGUGAAGACCUAAUAUUCCCGCUCAACUGUUUAUCGAGUCUCAUAUUCACGCUGCUACUGACUCUGAUCACGUAA
This is a messenger RNA of Ogataea parapolymorpha DL-1, 603 nucleotides long. RefSeq lists its product as uncharacterized. The record is from RefSeq and is a predicted model, not a curated record. NCBI's taxonomy places the organism in Eukaryota, Fungi, Ascomycota, Pichiomycetes, Pichiales, Pichiaceae. Bases 1 to 603 code for a protein of 200 amino acids. The transcript has a single exon.